AUGAGCAGCAUCACCAAAGUGGCGUUGGCCGGGGCCACUGGCAACCUUGGCCCAGCUAUUCUCGAUGGACUCCUCAACGCUGGCUUCAAAGUCACAGUCCUUACUCGUAGUAGUAGCACUCACAGCUUUCCCCCCUCCGUCACUGCCAUCUCGGUGGACUACAACUCCCUCGACUCCCUCACCAACGCUCUCAAAGGCAUAGAAGCCGUCGUCUCUGCCCUUCCCUACACCGGUAACCCCGCUGAUGUCACCACGAAUCUUCGCUUGGUAGAGGCUGCGGCCAAAGCCCAUGUCAAGCGCUUCAUUCCCUCCGAGUUCGGUAGCGACACCCUUAAUGAGAAGGCCCGUACUCUUCCCGUCUUCGCGGGCAAAGUCGCGGUCCAGGACGCUCUCAAGAAAGAAGCAGCCACCGGCGGCAUGACCUACACCGUCGUAUGCACGGGCCCUUUCCUCGACUGGGGCAUCAUGGUCGGCUUCAUCAUGAACCUCAAAGGAAAGAGUAUCAGCCUAUGGGACGGCGGUGAUCGCGUCUUCAGCGCCACAUCCCUCCAAGCUAUCGGCAAGGCCACCGCCGGCGUUCUUAAGCAGCUCGAGCAAACUAAGAACCGUGCCGUGUACGUGCAUGAGACUGCCACGACGUUGAAGAAGCUGGCGACUAUGGGCAAGCAUGCCACUGGAGCAGAUGGAUGGCAGGAGAACGUUGUGUCUAUGGAUGAGCAGCUCGAGAUGGCCUGGGCAGAGCUGAAGAAGGAUCAGCCAAAUCCGGAUAAUUUUGCAUACAACUUCAUCAAGGCGUCCAUCUGGGGUGAGGGGUUUGGAGGUCAUUUUGAACGCCUGGACAAUAAGUUGUUGGGUAUCAAGGAGAUGGGCGAUGCUGAACUGCAGGACCUGGUGAAUAGUCUAGCAACAAAGUAG
This is a messenger RNA of Endocarpon pusillum Z07020, 915 nucleotides long. RefSeq lists its product as uncharacterized. NCBI's taxonomy places the organism in Eukaryota, Fungi, Ascomycota, Eurotiomycetes, Verrucariales, Verrucariaceae. The coding region runs from base 1 to 915 and encodes 304 amino acids. Gene Ontology annotation, molecular function: oxidoreductase activity. The record is from RefSeq and is a predicted model, not a curated record. The transcript is spliced from 2 exons.